AUGAUAAAAAAUGACAAUUGUCACUCACAUUCUAUCGAGACAAAAUGUAGUGAACUCCAAGACAUACAUAACGAUUUAAACAAGAAGUUUGAUGAAAGAAAACAUAAUUUGGAUAAAUCAACCGAAGUCCAUGAAUCUUUGCAACAGGUAGGUAAAUUAUGUUUGGUAUUAAAUAGUACUUUCAGUGUCAAUAUACAUGAUAGUUGCUUGCAGAUGAAACGUAUAAGUAUAUGCUUUCUGGACUUCUUUUGGACUUCUGUAUGUCAAAAAAUUUCUUUCAUAAAUCGCAUGAAAUGCAGUCCCAGGCCAGGGUGGGAAACUGGUGGAGACUCCCCAGAUGCCUACGAUACGACACCACACCAAACAUUUUGUCAUCAACAACCAUCUUUCCCCUAGAUUUCCACACUUAGUAUGGUGUGGUUCCUUUCUGUAGAUGCCCCACCCCCUCCCACACUGACGAAUUCUUAAAAAAGGCCCAGCAGGUCACCGGUGUAAUGCUAUGUCUUUCCAGGUAACGAAAUGGUGCAAUGCUGGCGUAGACAUCCUGGUCUCACAGCCACUGGACAGGUUUCAGUCAGCAGAGGGAGCUGAAAAAGGGCUAAAGGAAAUUGACCAAUUUUUAAAGAAAUUAAACCUCAAGGAGUAA
Molecule: messenger RNA, 646 nt
Organism: Paramuricea clavata
Lineage: Eukaryota; Metazoa; Cnidaria; Anthozoa; Malacalcyonacea; Plexauridae
Source: the annotation of a GenBank genome assembly